This is a messenger RNA of Ceutorhynchus assimilis (cabbage seed weevil), 762 nucleotides long. NCBI's taxonomy places the organism in Eukaryota, Metazoa, Arthropoda, Insecta, Coleoptera, Curculionidae. The record is from the annotation of a GenBank genome assembly.
AUGUCGGGUAACAACAGAUCUGUCUAUGAAGGCUGGACAAUGUACCAAGAUAAAACUUUAAUUAAUUUUGUAAGCCAACAUGAAGCUCUAUACAACAUCAAAUGUAAGGACUUCAGAAAAACGCACAUGAAGCUUAUUCUUUGGCGCAAAUUGGCAAAGCUUAUAAAAGGUAAAACAGAUGUUGAGUGCGCUAAGAGAUGGGCUUAUGUGCGAGGAUACUAUGUGCGACGAAUAGGAAAAGAAACUACAAAUGAAGCUGCAAGAAGAAGAGCUGAACAACUGUCAUCAUUUCUAACCAGCAGUACUGGAAAGAAAAGAGUUCCUGAAAGUUCUGAAGAAAGUAGUAAUGAGGAUGUUGACCUAGAAGAGGAAAAAGAAGAAGUAAAAUUGCCAGCAAAGAAACUAAAAAGCAUUGGUAUGGAUCAAGAAAAAAGUCCUGAAAAUUCAGAAACAUUGAAAAAUGGAAACAUUUCUUUGGAGGAAAGCUUGGAAUCAAUCAACAAAAUACAUAAAGGAAAUCAUUCCGAAGAACAAGAUGAGACGGAUCUUUUCUUUGCAUCCAUGGCAAAAAGUGUCAAGAAGUUACCUGAGAAGGAACGAGUUUACGUGAGAUUGGAAAUAGGCAGCAUAGUUGGUAAUGCCGAAUUAAGACACCUUGAGCACCAGAACUACAAUGACUGUAGUCGACUAACUUUUCCAGCUUCCAAUUCUAGUAGUAAUUUAACGAGUAAUUAUAAUAAGGAGGUCUCUGACAUUUUAUAA